Suillus subaureus is the source of this 1044-nucleotide messenger RNA. Its product is annotated as mitochondrial K+-H+ exchange-related-domain-containing protein. Gene Ontology annotation, biological process: potassium ion transport; proton transmembrane transport. Bases 1 to 1044 code for a protein of 347 amino acids. Gene Ontology annotation, cellular component: mitochondrial inner membrane. The transcript has 5 exons. The record is from RefSeq and is a predicted model, not a curated record. NCBI's taxonomy places the organism in Eukaryota, Fungi, Basidiomycota, Agaricomycetes, Boletales, Suillaceae.
AUGUCUGCCCUUCCUAAAGCGAUGCGUACAAUGCGCAUCAUUGCCUUGCCUCUUGCUCGCCCAAAGAUCCCGCCUGAUCAAGGCCUGAAGCCACACGCGGUUUUCAACCCCAACCGCAUGCUUAUCUUCUACCAUUUUGACCUCUCUCAAGGCAACAGUGUUAAAAGUCAAGACCAGUCUGCUAUGAAGCGAGCGAUGAAAUGGGCGUCCACAAAAGCUGCCGACCUUUGGGCUGGUUUUGGAAAGGCACCCGAAGGCAGUUGGAAGUUGCAAACUUAUGAGCUUGGCGAACGCAUUGUCGACCGCAUAGACUUUGAGGAGCUAGUCCUGAAAGGCGUUGACCCUUCUUUAGGGCCAUCGAUUACUCACGCAGACUCGGAUAUAACUGGACAAGAAGCAGAUGAGAUACCCCUCAUUUAUCCGCCAUCUAUUUACGCUUCACUACCGCCCACUGGUAUGGAUGAAAUAUUGCAUCCCUCAAUUGUACACCUUCGCACACUUCUAACCAGUCGGGAACCCCGGCAUCGCAGAGGAUUUUGGAUGUGGAUGGCAAUUGCUCCACUGACGGCCCCCUUCAUCCUUGUCCCCGUCAUACCCAACCUUCCAUUCUUCUUCUGUGCAUGGAGAUCCUGGUCACAUUACAGAGCAUAUAGAACUUCACAGUAUCUAUCAUCCCUUCUAGAUCACGGGUUGAUUGCGCCAGAGCCGAGCCCGGCACUUGAUCAACUCUACGCUUCUCACGUCCCAUCCUUACCGAACAUCAAAAGUUUGCGCUCGCCAACGGCGCCCCCUCCUGAAUCCGUGACAUCGUUACCGGUAAAUGCUUCAAGCACGAAUAGUGGCUGCCCGCCCAGUGAUGUCUCAGCUUCUCCAUCACAGCCCGGUGCAUCUAACGUGCGCAAGACCUCGCAACGGCUAUUACUUACUCGCAAAGCCAUUCCGCAUAUCUUGCAGCUUUUUGGUCUUCCACAAUCGUCAGCGGCAGACAUGUAUCGCGCGGUAGAACAAGUGCGCGGACGUCUCGGAGGAACACCCGGCCGGUGA